This is a messenger RNA of Branchiostoma belcheri (Belcher's lancelet), 7877 nucleotides long. RefSeq lists its product as uncharacterized. Gene Ontology annotation, molecular function: calcium ion binding. The record is from RefSeq and is a predicted model, not a curated record. NCBI's taxonomy places the organism in Eukaryota, Metazoa, Chordata, Leptocardii, Amphioxiformes, Branchiostomatidae.
AGUUAGACAAGCCGAGGCGAGCUCUGAAGCUCUGCGGCUAAGAACUUAUUAUUUCUUCGGACGCUACUGAAGAUGGCGGGCAGUCUGACUCUCUUCGCGGUUCUUCUCCUCCUGGGACAUUCAGCAUCAGCGAACACGUGUGCUGGUAGCACCACCAACAUUGCCCUGAACCGCCCUGCGACCCAGUCGAGUACUGCAUACGAAGGAGCCCCAGGUCGCGCUGUGGAUGGGAACACUAGUCCCGCCUACUCAAGUAACUCCUGCACCCACACGAGAAACACUCGCAACCCAUGGUGGCGAGUCGACCUGGGCAGCAGUCUGUGUGUGGAUCGGGUGGUCGUCACCAACCGGAAAGACUGCUGCUCGGAUAGGCUGGAAGGCUUCACGGUUUACGUGGGCGACAACCCCGACGUGACGGCCAACCCUACCUGUGGGGGAGCGCAGUCCGUCGGAGGCAAGGGCACCAUCACGGUAGACUGCGGCAGACGGACCGGCCGAUAUGUGGGCAUAGCUCUGAAAGGCUCCGGAAAAAUCCUCACACUCUGUGAGGUGCAGGUCUUUGGAGGAACUCCACCACCUAAACCGAAACUUGGACAAUGUGCUGCAAGCACCACCAACAUUGCCCUGAACCGCCCUGCGACCCAGUCGAGUACUGCAUACGAAGGAGCCCCAGGUCGCGCUGUGGAUGGGAACACUAGUCCCGCCUACUCAAGUAACUCCUGCACCCACACGAGAAACACUCGCAACCCAUGGUGGCGAGUCGACCUGGGCAGCAGUCUGUGUGUGGAUCGGGUGGUCGUCACCAACCGGAAAGACUGCUGCUCGGAUAGGCUGGAAGGCUUCACGGUUUACGUGGGCGACAACCCCGACGUGACGGCCAACCCUACCUGUGGGGGAGCGCAGUCCGUCGGAGGCAAGGGCACCAUCACGGUGGACUGUGGCAGACGGACCGGCCGAUAUGUGGGCAUAGCUCUGAAAGGCUCCGGAAAAAUCCUCACACUCUGUGAGGUGCAGGUCUUUGGAGGAACUCCGCCACCUGCAGUCAGCAAGGCACCGUCGACAGGUUCCUCACCAGCAUGGCUGCGGCGGGACCCGUCCUGGGUUGUCGACUCCGCCGGCACACCGUGGCAGAAUGGAGGAGUCACGUACGACGCCGCCAAAGCCUUGGAUGGGAACAUGAAUACCUACUGGAACCCCCAGAAACUGAGGAGGAGAUUCAACAACUGGUACAUCGUGCUGGAUCUCAAGGCGCCCUACACUCUCUCAAAAAUCGGGAUAAACAACUUCGGAGACACCGCACACGACGUUAAAGCCUUCAAGCUGCAAAAGUCGCAGAGUGGGAGUCCGUACAACUGGGAGGACGUCAAGUCCGUCGGUAACGUGCAGAAAGCGACAAGGGAGCGUCAGGAGUUCGGCGGGUUCCAGGGAACAGCGCGGUAUUGGAGGUUCGUCAUCACAAGGACCUACAGGGGCUGGCAGCCAUGGCUGAGAGAACUGAACUUGUACGGAAGCAGAGCAGAAACUCCACCACCUAAAGUCAAGGCACCACCAAAACUCGGACAAUGUGCUGCAAGCACCACCAACAUUGCCCUGAACCGCCCUGCGACCCAGUCGAGUACUGCAUACGAAGGAGCCCCAGGUCGCGCUGUGGACGGAAACGAUAGUCCCGUCUAUUCAAGUAACUCCUGCACCCACACGGCAAGGGAGGCCAACCCAUGGUGGCGAGUCGACCUGGGCAGCAGUCUGUGUGUGGAUCGGGUGGUCGUCACCAACCGGAAAGACUGCUGCUCGAAUAGGCUGAACCGCUUCACGGUUUACGUGGGCGACAACCCCGACGUGCUGAAAAACCCUACCUGUGGGGGAGCGCAGCGCGUCAGAGGCAAGGGCGCCAUCACGGUGAACUGUGGCAGACUGACCGGCCGAUAUGUGGGCAUAGCUCUGGCAGGCAAAAGAAGAGUACUUACCCUGUGUGAGGUGCAGGUCUUUGGAGGUCUGCCAGCACCAAAGUCCGCACUGACAGUCUACCUGCAACUGCUAUUCCCCGCAUGUACCAAGAUGAUAAUUCAAUCAUACCAUCUGCAGGACCCGUCCUGGGUUGUGGACUCCGCCGGCACACCGUGGAAGAAUGAAGGAAAGACAUACGAUGCCGCCAAAGCCUUGGAUGGAGACACCACUACCUACUGGAACCCACAGAAAACGAGGAGGAGAUUCAACAACUGGUACAUCGUGCUGGAUCUCAAGGCGCCCUACACUCUCUCAAAAAUCGCGAUCAACAACUUCGGAGACACCGUACACGACGUUAAAGCCUUCAAGCUGCAAAAGUCGGAAACUGGGAGUCCGUACAAAUGGAGGAACGUCAAGUACGUCGGUAACGUGCAGGGAGGGGCAAGCGAGCGCCAGGAGUUCGGCGGGUUCCAGGGAACAGCGCGGUACUGGAGGUUCAUCGUCAGAAGGACCCACAAGGGCUGGCAGCCAUGGCUGAGAGAACUGGCCUUGUACGGAACCAGAGCAGGUGAGACAACAGCCCAAAGUGCCGGACUGACUGGUAGCGGAACCUCACCACCCAAGCAACAGGCGAAGCAAGGACAAUGUGCUGGAAGCAAAAACAACAUUGCCCUGAACCGCCCGGCGACCCAGUCUACUACUGCCUUCAAAGGAGAUCCCGGACGGGCUGUAGACGGAGACCGUACUCCCUUCUAUGGCAAAAAGUCUUGUACUCACACGGCAAUGCAGCGCGAUCCAUGGUGGCGAGUCGACCUGGGCAGCAGUCAGUGUGUGGAUAGGGUGGUUGUCGUCAAGCGAAAGAGCAUCGGCGAAAUGUGGCUGGAAGGAUUCCAGGUUUACGUGGGCGACAACCCGAACGUGGUGGAAAACCCUACCUGUGGCGGAAAGCAGUCUGUUGCUGGGAAAGACGUCAUCACGGUGGACUGUGACGGACAGACGGGCCGAUAUGUGGGGAUAGCUCUGCCGGACAAGAAACAGUUCCUCAUCCUGUGUGAGGUGGAGGUGUAUGGAGGAAUAUGGCCACCUAAAGUCAGCAAGCCAACGCCGAAAUUUGGCCAAUGUGCUGGAGGCCAAACCAACCUGGCCCUGAACCGCCCGGCGACCCAGUCUACUACUGACUUCAAAGGAGAUCCCGGACGGGCUGUAGACGGGGACCGCACCCCCUUCUAUGCCAAAAAGUCUUGUACUCACACCAAAAUGCAGCGGGAUCCAUGGUGGCGAGUCGACCUGGGCAGCAGUCAGUGUGUGGAUCGGGUGGUCGUCUACAAGCGAAUGCACAUCGGCGAAAUGUGGCUGGAAGGCUUCCAGGUUUACGUGGGUGACAACCCGAACGUGGUGGAAAACCCUACCUGUGGCGGAAAGCAAUCUGUUGCAGGAAAAGAAGCAAUCACGGUGAACUGUGCCGGACUGACUGGCCGAUAUGUGGGGAUAGCUCUGCCGGACAAGAGACAAUUCCUCAUCCUGUGUGAGGUGGAGGUGUAUGGAGGUGUGGCAGCACCAAAGGCCGGACUGACAGCUGCAUGGCUGCGGCGGGACCCGUCCUGGGUUGUGGACUCCGCCGGCACACCGUGGCAGAAUGGAGGAAAGACCUAUGAUGCCGCCAAAGCCUUGGAUGGCGACACCACCACCUAUUGGAACCCCCAGAAAUUGAGGAGGAGAUUCAACAACUGGUACAUCGUGCUGGACCUCAAGGCGCCCUACACUCUCUCAAAAAUCGGGAUAACCAACUUCGGAGACACCGCACACGACAUUAAAGCCUUCAAGCUGCAAAAAGUCGCAAACUGGAGUCCGUACAACUGGGAGGACGUCAAGUCCGUCGUAAACGUGCAGAAAGCGACAAGGGAGCGUCAGGAGUUCGGCGGGUUCCAGGGAACAGCGCGGUAUUGGAGGUUCGUCAUCACAAGGACCUACAGGGGCUGGCAGCCAUGGCUGAGAGAACUGAACUUGUACGGAAGUAGUGCGUCAGCACCUAAAGUCAGCAAGCCAACGCCGAAAUAUGGCCAAUGCGCUGGAGGCCAAACCAACCUGGCCCUGAACCGCCCGGCGACCCAGUCUAGUAUUGACUUUAAAGGAGAUCCCGGACGGGCUGUAGACGGGGACCGCACCCCCUUCUAUGCCAAAAAGUCUUGUACUCACACCAAAAUGCAGCGGGAUCCAUGGUGGCGAGUCGACCUGGGCAGCAGUCAGUGUGUGGAUCGGGUGGUCGUCUACAAGCGAAUGCACAUCGGCGAAAUGUGGCUGGAAGGAUUCCAGGUUUACAUAGGCGACAACCCGAACGUGGUGGAAAACCCUACCUGUGGCGGAAAGCAGUCUGUUGCUGGGAAAGAAGCCAUCACGGUGGACUGUGACGGACUGACUGGCCGAUAUGUGGGGAUAGCUCUGCCGGACAAGAAACAAUUCCUCAUUCUGUGUGAGGUGGAGGUGUAUGGAGGAGCAUCAGCACCUAAAAUCAGCAAGCCAACACCGAAAUAUGGCCAAUGUGCUGGAGGCCAAACCAACCUGGCCCUGAACCGCCCGGCGACCCAGUCUACUACUGACUUUAAAGGAGAUCCCGGACGGGCUGUAGACGGGGACCGCACCCCCUUCUAUGCCAAAAAGUCUUGUACUCACACCAAAAUGCAGCGGGAUCCAUGGUGGCGAGUCGACCUGGGCAGCAGUCAGUGUGUGGAUCGGGUGGUCGUCUACAAGCGAAUGCACAUCGGCGAAAUGUGGCUGGAAGGAUUCCAGGUUUAUGUGGGUGACAACCCGAACGUGGUGGAAAACCCUACCUGUGGCGGAAAGCAGUCUGUUGCUGGGAAAGAAGCCAUCACGGUGGACUGUGCCGGACUGACGGGCCGAUAUGUGGGGAUAGCUCUGCCGGACAAGAAACAGUUCCUCAUCCUGUGUGAGGUGGAGGUGUAUGGAGGAGCGUCAGCACCUAAAGUCGCCAAGCCAACACCGAAAUUUGGCCAAUGUGCUGGAGGCCAAACCAACCUGGCCCUGAACCGCCCGGCGACCCAGUCUACUACUGACUUUAAAGGAGAUCCCGGACGGGCUGUAGACGGGGACCGCACCCCCUUCUAUGCCAAAAAGUCUUGUACUCACACCAAAAUGCAGCGGGAUCCAUGGUGGCGAGUCGACCUGGGCAGCAGUCAGUGUGUGGAUCGGGUGGUCGUCUACAAGCGAAUGCACAUCGGCGAAAUGUGGCUGGAAGGAUUCCAGGUUUAUGUGGGUGACAACCCGAACGUGGUGGAAAACCCUACCUGUGGCGGAAAACAGUCUGUUGCUGGGAAAGAAGCCAUCACGGUGGACUGUGACGGACUGACGGGCCGAUAUGUGGGGAUAGCUCUGCCGGACAAGAAACAAUUCCUCAUUCUGUGUGAGGUGGAGGUGUAUGGAGGAGCAUCAGCACCUAAAAUCAGCAAGCCAACGCCGAAAUAUGGCCAAUGUGCUGGAGGCCAAACCAACCUGGCCCUGAACCGCCCGGCGACCCAGUCUAGUGUUGACUUUAAAGGAGAUCCCGGACGGGCUGUAGACGGGGACCGCACCCCCUUCUAUGCCAAAAAGUCUUGUACUCACACCAAAAUGCAGCGGGAUCCAUGGUGGCGAGUCGACCUGGGCAGCAGUCAGUGUGUGGAUCGGGUGGUCGUCUACAAGCGAAUGCACAUCGGCGAAAUGUGGCUGGAAGGAUUCCAGGUUUACAUUGGUGACAACCCGAACGUGGUGGAAAACCCUACCUGUGGCGGAAAACAGUCUGUUGCUGGGAAAGAAGCCAUCACGGUGGACUGUGACGGACUGACGGGCCGAUAUGUGGGGAUAGCUCUGCCGGACAAGAAACAGUUCCUCAUUCUGUGUGAGGUGGAGGUGUAUGGAGGUGUGGCAGGUGCAGUGAAAGCUCAAAGCGCCUCUCAGACAAGCUCUGGUCUGAAACUAGCACCGCCUAAACCGAAAGACAACUGCGCAGCGAAGCCGUGUAAGAAUGGAGCGAAGUGUGAAAGCAAGGCGGACGGUUUCACCUGUGUCUGUCCCAAGGGAUUUGCAGGGAACUUGUGCGAAACCAACGUGGAUGACUGCGCUGCCAAGCCUUGUAAGAAUGGAGGAAAGUGCGAAGACAAAGUGGAUGGCUUUACCUGUGUCUGUCCCAAAGGAUAUGCAGGAAACUUGUGUGAAACCAAUGUAGAUGACUGUGCGGCGAAGCCUUGUAAGAAUGGAGGAAAGUGCCAAGACAAGGUGGACGGUUUCACCUGUGUCUGUCCCAAAGGAUUUGCAGGCAACCUGUGCGAAACCAAUGUCGAUGACUGCGCCGCGAAGCCUUGUAAGAAUGGAGGAAAGUGCGAAGACAAGGUGGACGGUUUCACCUGUGUCUGUCCUAAAGGAUAUGCAGGCAACCUAUGCGAAACCAAUGUCGACGACUGUGCGGCGAAGCCUUGUAAGAAUGGAGGAAAGUGCGAAGAUAAGGUGGACGGUUUCACAUGUGUCUGUCCCAAAGGAUUUGCAGGCAACCUGUGCGAAACCAACAUCGACGACUGCGCCGCGAAGCCUUGUAAGAAUGGAGGAAAGUGCGAAGACAAAGUUGACGGUUUUACAUGUGUCUGUCCUAAAGGAUAUUCCGGGGACCUAUGCGAGACCGAUAUAGACAACUGCACCCCCAACCCUUGUAAGAAUGGUGGGACAUGUAAGGACCUGGUCAACGCUUUCCUGUGCAGCUGCCCCAAGGGAUAUGGAGGAAACUACUGCGAGAUAGCUGCCGCGGGCCCGCCUGCACCCCAGGCGCCGAAGCCGAAGGCUGUGGAGGCGGCCGGCCAGCCGGCACCGGGUCACGGCGUCGUCAUCACUAUCGGCGGGGGCGGUUCGGGUGGAAGCUCUGGAACGGCCGGACAAGGCGCUGUCAAUGUCAUCAACAACCAGAUCUCCGUGUACAGCAGCGGCGGCGGUGGAUGUGGCUGCAAAACGACUAACUGUGCCUGCCCAGUCAAGAAGGGAGUAGUAAAGAAGGAAACAGACCCGUCCACUGCAGACUCUGCAAGUCCGAAUGACCUGACUGAGAUAGUGAAGCAGCGCCUGCGCGGAUCCGUGGACCAUAGUGAGGAUAGCCCCUCCAACUUAAAGGAGCUGGACACUGUGGAUGUCUUUGAAGACGGGGUCCUCCUUAAGCCAGAAGCCCGCGAAUCGCAAGAUAACAUCGAGGAUCAGCCAGCUGACGACAUGACUAUUUCUGAUGACGACACCGCAGUUUCUGAUGACGACACGGCAGCCCAGGCUGCGGAAGAGUUCGAGGCGGUGAACAGUAAGCUGAACGCACUGCGUGAGCUCCUGAACCUAGCUCAGGAGUGACGCCUAGCGACAUAAUGCAGUACUGCAGAUCUGAACUUAGUCCAUCAUAAUCUUCAAGCAUAUCUUUUGGUGACAAAAUCGUAACCAAGACAUCAUCAAAUUGGCUAGACAAUAUAUCAUUGGCCACAGUAGAGGAUUGUAUUACAAUGUUUUAAUACCAUAUUAUCUGGCCAAUUUGCUAGAUCUGCUUGAAAAUGAAAUUGGUGAACAAGAAAAGUAAUUUGUCUAAUUAAAAUUAUUGAGGGAAAAUCUAACAGAGGUUUAAUGUUGGAGUAAUAUUUCUAUAAUUGACAUGUUGUGUUUAUACGUUUUAUUCCCCUAAAGAAUCUCUGUUUUAAAACGUAAUUUACACCAGGUUUUUGCUGCUGAUACAACACUGUGUUGAAGUGGAUAUUAUGGUGAUGGAUAUACAUUGCUAAUACAAAGGGUUGAGUGAAUGAUAACGAAGGUUUUUAAUUUUUCACAAUUCGAAGUUGUGCAUUUAUGUCUACGAAUGAAUUAUAAGCCUCAGGAAAUAUCAACAGGGUAAAUGAAUGACUUAUCAUAAAUGGCUUACUUAU